AUGCUGCCCUCCAUUCCAUGCAUCCAAUGUGUCAAAGUCAGCGCUGAGCAGGAUGCCAACCUCUUCUUCAUCACCGUCGAGGCCAAGCUCAUCGCCGCUGGCAUCGACGCUGGCAUCAUCGCCGAGGGUGGUGCUGACCACCAAGGAGACGGGCAGGCUCCAGCAGCUGCCUCAUCGCCGAGCCCAAGCACCCACGGUGCUUCGGGUCCCCGCACUCGCUCCCGCGCUCAACGCGGCCCGCGCCGCACUGGCGCCCGCCACGACGCGGGGGACCACGACGACGAUGACGACGACGAGGGCGAUGGCGACGACCACGGCGCUCGCCCAUCUUCCUCCUCUUCCUCUCUCCAUUCUUCGGCCACUCCGAGCGGAGGAGCGCAGGUGGCGUCCCGAGCCUCUGGCCUGCUGGAUCCCCGUGAUCCACAGGUUGACGCAGCCAUCUUCGCGUUCCUCCUUGGCGUCCUGACGGGACACCCGCUGCGGCUGGCCAUCACCGACAACCGUGGCCGCUCCGGUGUGCUUGCGCUGCGCCGCCUCCGCGAGCGCUACAUCCGCAGCGGCAAGGACCACGUCUGUGACAUGUCGAACACAGACGGGAACAAGGAUGAAUGA
Salpingoeca rosetta is the source of this 612-nucleotide messenger RNA. RefSeq lists its product as uncharacterized. Bases 1 to 612 code for a protein of 203 amino acids. The transcript has 2 exons. The record is from RefSeq and is a predicted model, not a curated record. NCBI's taxonomy places the organism in Eukaryota, Choanoflagellata, Craspedida, Salpingoecidae.